This is a messenger RNA of Carya illinoinensis, 738 nucleotides long. Its product is annotated as ent-copalyl diphosphate synthase, chloroplastic-like. Gene Ontology annotation, molecular function: magnesium ion binding; terpene synthase activity. Gene Ontology annotation, cellular component: chloroplast. The transcript is spliced from 3 exons. Gene Ontology annotation, biological process: gibberellin biosynthetic process. Lineage: Eukaryota; Viridiplantae; Streptophyta; Magnoliopsida; Fagales; Juglandaceae. Bases 225 to 590 code for a protein of 121 amino acids. The record is from RefSeq and is a predicted model, not a curated record.
CAUACUCACAUGAUAUUAGUUGCAGAAAAUCGAAUACAAAGAAGAAUGGGGAGGCACUCCUCGGGAUAUUGCUUGAAUUCCUGAAUCAUCUCUCAUUGGAGUCAAUAGUUGAUCAGGACGGACAAGAAAUCAGCCACCAUUUACGGCAAGCGCGGGAGAAGUGGCUGCUUGAGUGGUACAGCAAUGGCGAUAGGCACAAAGGAGAGGCAGAGCUACUCGCACAUAUGAUAAAUGUCACUGCAGGCCAUCCAUUUUCAGAAGAGCUAUUGUCCCAUACUCAAUAUAAAAGACUGUCCGGCCUCAUUAACAAAGUCUGCUACAAACUUAGCUCUUACCAAAAAGACAAGGUAGCCAACAAUUGCAGCCACAAUAUUACUUCAUAUGCUGAUUAUUGCCUCACAACCCCAGAAAUAGAAGCUGAGAUGCAAGAAGUUGUGCAAUUGGUACUCCACAACUCCAACGAUGAUAUUCAUUCUGAUAUAAAGCAAACAUUUCUCACAAUAGCAAAGAGUUUUUAUUAUGCAGCUUACUGUGAUCAUGGGACCAUCAACUUCCACAUUGCUAAAGUACUGUUUGAUAGAGUAGUUUGAGUCUUCUGCAUGUGGACAUUGAUUCAGUCAUUAUGUUGAGGAAGAGAAGAUGUUUGAAGAAAUCUUCAAGAGAAAGAAACUACUUCUAAAUCUAUUAUAUGACAAUCAGUUAAGAUUCUUACAAAACUUUGUAAACCGACAUGACCUC